Molecule: messenger RNA, 1217 nt
Organism: Thalassophryne amazonica
Lineage: Eukaryota; Metazoa; Chordata; Actinopteri; Batrachoidiformes; Batrachoididae
Gene: ccl44
Product: chemokine (C-C motif) ligand 44
Exons: 5
Coding region: 118-498 (126 amino acids)
Biological process (GO): monocyte chemotaxis; cellular response to type II interferon; cellular response to interleukin-1
Cellular component (GO): extracellular region
Molecular function (GO): CCR chemokine receptor binding; chemokine activity
Source: RefSeq, a predicted model, not a curated record
AAAAGCGAGUGAGAGAUGGGCAGGGAGGUAUGAAGAGAGGGAGGGAGUAUUAUAAGAGAGGCAGCCAUAGAGGGAGAGGUGACAGAGUGGAUCAUCGUCCUCUCUGCCAGCCUCACCAUGUUCAUGCUGCAGAUCUUGACUGUUAUUUCUCUGACUGUUAUCCUCUUGGCAUCUGUGGAAGGUAAAGGCGUGCAGAUGCAGAGGGAUGUCCAGUGCUGCAUGUUGUACUCGCAGGGCAAGGUGCGUACCAAAGAUGUGCUGCGGUUUGAGGUGCAGACAGAGGGGCCCGACUGCAGCAUACAAGCCAUCAUUCUGUACACAAAGAAGGCGGUGAAAUGUGCCGACCCCAGAGACCGCAAGGUGAAGAGGUUAUUGAGAAAACUUCUGCAGCGCCAGAGAACUAAAGCUCACAGAACCAUGUGGCUGCUUCCUCACGACAACCUGCCCGUCAUGUCAGAGGACAAGAAGAAUAACUGGGGGAAGAUAAGUGAUUCAUAAUGUGACGUGAAGGAUCACCGAAAGAAGCAUCAUCAUAAGCCAAGUAAACUUUCUACAGCCUAACGUCUGGACGCUAUGAAGUUGACCUCUCUCUCGCUCUCUCUCUCUCUCUCUCUCUCUCUCUCUCUCUGGGAUCAGACCUGGGCAGCAAUACACAUUUUAAUGGCUUUAUAUAUCCAAAUAUGAACUGUGCUUGUAAUAAUAAGAAUCAGGUGGCAGGAAAUGUGUCAGCAGAGGAGUGUGUUAAAUCGACUUAUUUACAACCAAUAAUGGCUCUAACUGUUAUUAACCAGAGUCUGCCUCUCGGUGUCACCCUCGAUAACCGUUACUGCUCAUAGCCGAUGAGCAAUCAAAAAAAAAAAAAAAAACUUGUCAUUGGAAUACAUAACAAAUAUGAAAACGUGGUGAUGUUCUCACCAUUAUUAUCAUGCUGCUGUCUGUUUAGGUGCGAUUUGUAAUGAUAGUUAAAGAUGAUGUGGUUUUGUCAUAAUGCACAAAUGGUGCCAGAAUAUUAGGAACAUCUGCCUAAUAUUUAUCUAAACGUCAGGAUGAAACCUCAGUCUAUUUUUUCACUAACAGUCCAUCACUAAGUAAUGCCAAAGUAUUCAUGAAUAAAUUCAGCACAAAUGUUUGAGGGCUUGAUUGUGUGUGAAGGAACGCACUGUAUGUUUAAAAUACAAUAUCUCAAGUGAGCGAUUUUAUAAAUUAAUCUGAAAUCA